GCUGUUCGGAAGGCGCCCCCGCCCCCGCGGAGGCGGGGAGACUGGGUCUAUCCCGCGGGGACCCGGCGACAGCCAGAAGGACUCGAGACUGAGCCAGGGGCGACACGUGGUCUCGGCCGGGCGCCAUGGAUGCCUUCACCCGCUUCACCAACCAGACCCAGGGCCGGGACCGACUCUUCAGAGCCACUCAGUACACAUGCAUGUUGCUUAGAUAUUUGUUAGAGCCUAAAGCUGGCAAAGAGAACGUGGUAAUGAAGCUCAAGAAACUGGAGUCCAGUGUGAGCACUGGCCGUAAAUGGUUCAGGCUGGGCAACGUGGUGCACGCCAUCCAGGCGACGCAGCAGAGCAUUCACGCCACUGCCCUGGUGCCCCGCGUGUGCCUGACGUUAGCCAACGUGAACCGUGUGAUUUAUUUCGUGUGCGAUACCGUCCUCUGGGUGAGGAGCGUGGGGCUCGCCACUCACGUUAACAAGGAGAAAUGGCGGAAGUGGGCUGCCCGCCAUUACUGCUGCUCCCUCCUGCUGAGCCUGGCCCGGGAUCUGUACGAAAUCUCCCUGCAGAUGGAGCGAGCCGCGCGCGACCCGCCAGAGGGGGCGACAGCGCCACCUCAGGGUCCUCCUGGCAGCAGCGUGGCCGACGAGGAGCCGGAAUGGCUCCAGGCCUUUCUCCUCCUCUUGUUCCGAUCUCUGAGGAGGCAUCCUCCCUUGCUGCUGGACACGGUAAAGAACUUCUGCGAUAUCCUGAACCCGCUGGACCAGUUGGGGAUCUAUAGGUCCAACCCCGGCGUCAUUGGACUCGGAGGCCUCGUCUCGUCUCUGGCGGGCAUCGUCAUCGUGGCGUGUCCGCAGCUGAAGCUGAAGCCGCAGUGAAGUGCUGGCCGGCUCCAAAGGGCAGCGUCUCAGGGCGGACGCUUGCAGGAGGCGCACGUCGUGUCGGGCUGGGCCUAGGGACCUGCUCCUGCGAGCGUUGGGUGACCCGCGACGGGAGCAAGCGUGGGGCCCGGGGUGCAGAACGGCAGUGCGUGAAGAUUUAUACGUGUUUUUUCGAGCGCUGGAGUGAUUCUGAAUUUCCGAGUAUUUUCCUUUCAUCUAACAUUUUUUGAGCCUCUCUUGUGCUCCUAGUGGGAGCUUACUGCUUGCUGAAUAUAUAAAAAUUAGAAAA
This is a messenger RNA of Hyaena hyaena (striped hyena), 1161 nucleotides long. RefSeq names its product peroxisomal biogenesis factor 11 alpha (gene PEX11A). Gene Ontology annotation, biological process: regulation of peroxisome size; peroxisome fission. Lineage: Eukaryota; Metazoa; Chordata; Mammalia; Carnivora; Hyaenidae. The transcript has 3 exons. Gene Ontology annotation, cellular component: peroxisomal membrane. Bases 126 to 869 code for a protein of 247 amino acids. The record is from RefSeq and is a predicted model, not a curated record.